AUGUUCUCCCACCAGGGGUCAGAGAGCAACUACGAGGAGCUGAAGGAGGGAGCCAACGUGACGUACCUGGACAUGAAGCUCAGCCAAUCCGGUCUGGUGGUCCUGGCUGCAGCCUGGCACCUGUCAGACUCUCCCUGCCUGGUGUACUUCUGCCUCGUCACGCUGCAGGACACCGGAGCCGCCAUCGCAGACAACUUCAUCGUGGAGGUCACCAAACACAACCCCCCCUUCCAGAGUGAGGAGGCGCUGCAGGAGACUCGGCUGGUGUUGCCUCUCUCGCCCGGCGGCACCGCCUUCCUCUACAACCAGGAGCUGGUGUUCGCCUGCUCCACAGGAACCAGCCGGGGGGGGCCGCCUGACGAGAAGAUCAGUUUCACCACGUCUGGUGAUGGUGUUCGUGGAGGCGGCUGCUGCGCCAACCUGCCCGUGUUUUUCUCCCAGAACAGCGGCCUGGUGGCGGUCGUGGCCCGAGAGAGCGCCUCCAUCCUGCCGGAGACCAUGGAGGACUCGCUGUGCUCCUCGCUGGCUGCAGCUCCAGAGGGUUCAGCCAUGGAGACUUCGAGCAGAGCGGAGCCGGUAGCUCAAGAGGACAAAACCAAACUGCUGAAGGCGGCGUUCCUGCAGUUCUGCCGUAACGACCUGGUGGGCGCUCAGACGGUCACAGACGAGAUCUUCCCCCCCGACGGAGACGGGGAGGAGGGGUCGGAGCUGGACAGCAUGGUGACCCGGAUCAACCUGGACCUCGUGGACGAUUACCCCGCCUCGGACCCCCGCUGGGCCGAGUCCGUGCCCGACGAGAGCGCUGGGUUCCCUCUCACCUCCCUCAUCAUCCUCCAUCAGCUGGAGGACAAGAUGAAGGCCCACGGCUGCUUCAUGGAAUUCCUGCUGCAGGUGGGUCUGCUGGAUCGCCUCGGCCAGGUGACGGUGCGCUCGUCUCCCAUGGCGACGCGCCUGCUGCUGUGCGAACACGCCGAGAAGCUGCAGGCGGCCAUGGUGCUGAAGAACCUGCACUCCAAACACGCCGAGCUGGUGAACCGGGCCAUCAGCGCCGCGCUGGAGAGGGGCGGCGGCGCCGUGCCGCCCAGCCUCACCGCCGCAGACGUCUUCUUCAGAGAGGUUUCUCAGAUCUCCUCGGUGUUCGACUGUCUGCUGGACGAGGAGGAUCGCAGUCUGAAGGAGAACCCGGUGGACUCGGUGCAGUGGGCCGAGGUCAUCCUCACCGUCAACAACAUCAUCAAGGUAAACACAUUCUGCAUUUCAUGA
Molecule: messenger RNA, 1263 nt
Organism: Notothenia coriiceps (black rockcod)
Lineage: Eukaryota; Metazoa; Chordata; Actinopteri; Perciformes; Nototheniidae
Product: nuclear pore complex protein Nup133-like
Exons: 9
Coding region: 1-1263 (420 amino acids)
Biological process (GO): protein import into nucleus; transcription-dependent tethering of RNA polymerase II gene DNA at nuclear periphery; poly(A)+ mRNA export from nucleus
Cellular component (GO): nuclear pore outer ring
Molecular function (GO): protein binding; structural constituent of nuclear pore
Source: RefSeq, a predicted model, not a curated record